This is a messenger RNA of Chinchilla lanigera (long-tailed chinchilla), 5215 nucleotides long. RefSeq names its product F-box protein 28 (gene Fbxo28). The record is from RefSeq and is a predicted model, not a curated record. NCBI's taxonomy places the organism in Eukaryota, Metazoa, Chordata, Mammalia, Rodentia, Chinchillidae. Gene Ontology annotation, biological process: protein polyubiquitination. Gene Ontology annotation, molecular function: protein binding. The transcript is spliced from 5 exons. Bases 49 to 1155 code for a protein of 368 amino acids.
GAAGCGCCCCGGUCCCCUCGCCGCGGGGGAAGGGCUCUCGCUCCCAAGAUGGCGGCCGCGGCGGAGGAGCGGAUGACUGAGGAGGGAGGCGGCAGCCACGGUGACGGCGGCGCUUCUUCGGCCGCGGGCUCUGCCCAGCGACAGCCCCCGCCUCCCCCGGCCCAGCCCCCGCAGCCGGGGUCCCAGGCGCCCCCAGCGCCGGCGCUGGUUCCGGACCAGCUGCCUCAGAACAACACGCUGGUGGCGCUGCCCAUCGUAGCCAUCGAGAACAUCCUCAGCUUUAUGUCCUACGACGAAAUUAGCCAGCUGCGCCUGGUUUGUAAAAGAAUGGACUUGGUUUGCCAGAGAAUGUUGAAUCAGGGAUUUCUGAAGGUGGAGAGGUACCAUAACCUGUGUCAGAAGCAAGUGAAAGCACAGCUCCCAAGGAGAGAAUCAGAAAGGAGAAACCAUUCUUUAGCUCGUCAUGCAGACAUCCUUGCUGCUGUGGAAACAAGGCUGUCACUGUUAAAUAUGACUUUUAUGAAGUAUGUGGAUUCCAAUCUUUGUUGCUUCAUCCCAGGAAAGGUGAUUGAUGAGAUUUACCGUGUGUUGAGAUAUGUCAAUUCUACCAGAGCCCCACAGCGAGCGCAUGAAGUCCUCCAAGAGUUAAGGGACAUUUCCUCCAUGGCCAUGGAAUACUUUGAUGAGAAGAUUGUUCCGAUUCUGAAGAGAAAGCUGCCAGGAUCAGACGUGUCUGGAAGACUCAUGGGCUCUCCUCCAGUUCCAGGACCGUCUGCAGCCCUAACAACAAUGCAGCUCUUCUCGAAGCAAAACCCUUCGAGACAAGAGGUUACUAAACUCCAGCAGCAGGUUAAGACCAACGGUGCUGGAGUGACUGUUCUCAGGCGAGAAAUUUCUGAGCUUCGCACCAAAGUGCAGGAACAGCAGAAACAGCUUCAAGACCAAGACCAGAAACUGCUGGAGCAGACCCAGAUCAUAGGUGAGCAGAAUGCGAGGUUGGCGGAGCUGGAGCGCAAACUGCGGGAAGUCAUGGAGAGCGCAGUGGGAAGCUCCUCCGGAGCUAGGCAGAGUGAGGAGUCUCCUCGGAAACGGAGAAAGGCUGCAGAAACCAUAGACUCACUUAGAAAAUCGAAGCGACUUCGGAAUCGAAAGUAAAUUGGAGAGCAUGGGCCUUGCCCCAGAGGAAGGCAUGGCUUUGCCUAUCAGGAUCCUGGGAACAACGCUGUGUCCGGGGCUUCUAGGCUUUCAGAACACGACUUCAACCUGAACUCAUGGUUGGGACAUUCUCCCCUGCUUCUCCUUGUGGAACUGACGCACAGAGUCUUUUUACUUUGCAAUAGAUUUGUACUAACCAGAUCUGUUCUAUCAUGUUUUGGGGAGUUGACUUUUUUCUGUGCAGAUAAUGUCUAUUUGUUUCUGCAUAUAUGCACAUUACCUAGGAUCUUAAGCAAAACAGUCUUGACAGACUAGAAAUUGUUUCAUACAGAAAAUGUCCUGUUCACUUGAAAGAAAAAAACCUACUUUUUAAAUGGACACUAUCUUGUUUUCAAAAAAGAAGUUGACUUUUUGUUUUAAGUGACCUUUGUCUGGAAUGUCUGAAAAGUAGUUAAGCUUUUUGGUAUCGAAGUCAUGGGUAACUGAAAGGACUUGCAUAGUAUUGACUGUAGAAGGAGCCUCUACAGUAUUGACUAUAUAUUUUUAUAAACUACUGGCAAGGGAAGGAUCCAGUUGGUAUCCACGUUUUCAGUUCUCUCUGGGGCCAUGUCCUACAUUCGCAUGGAUGAAUGCAUGCACUGCCUAGUCAACCCACUUAAAAGCUCUUGCACUGGCAUUGAUCUUGAACCUCUAUACUUCUCUACUUCUUAGCAUCUUGUUGAUUUAAGUGCUUUACAUCUUCCACCACAACUGCUUGCCUCCAGGGGAGAAUUGCUAGUCCGUUUGUCCUCCAGUUUUAUAGGAACAAGAGACUAUUAAAACCCCUCACUUUUUCUGUCCUCUGUAGGGUUCAGGUACACUGGCUGAGGCAGAACCCCAGGUCCAAGGCUCUAUCAAGACCAGGCCUCUGGGAGCUAGUGCUGGUCCUAACUCCUCACUGUGCAUGAGGAUCAAAUGUGGGACCCAGCUUGUAGAUUUAGUUUUGCCACUGAAGGAAAAUUCACUGAAGAAAAUUGUGCCAUGAAAAGGCAAUUCGAUCAUUUCAUUAUUGAGAGCUGACCUGAGGGAAGCUUUUUAAUAUUAAUUUCAGGCUUUCCUUGUCCUAACUUUACACAGAAGCUUUAAUUUUGUUUGCACUCCUAUUUUGAGCUUGUAACUGGAAAAGCAUGUCUUGCACUGUUCACCCUUCUGAGUGGUCACUUUAACAACCUCCAAAAUGUGUACAGUGGUUCUCUUCCUGAGCUGUAUACUUUUGAGACAUUCAGUUAUCACUGUCCUAGUUUUCUUUUUAUGUACUAAAUUAUGUAGUUAUUUGACUGUUAAAUUCUUUUAAACUGCUGCCUUGGGCUUCAGUUAUUUAAAGUAAAUGUAGGUGUAAUAUAGAAAACUGUCCCUUUCCAGAUGAGAGUUUGACACCUGUAUAAAACCCAAGGUUUUGGUAAGUACCUUAGUUGAAUAAAAGCACAAGGUUAUCCACCACCUGUAUCCGUCCAGCAUGACAUGGUUAUUCCUACUUUAGGUUAAGUUACCAAAUGAAACUUUUUCCUGUCCAUUUUUAGUAUUGUCCUUUCUUAAUUUUGUCCUCAGAUUUUGAUCAAUUCUAUGUCUUAACUUUUAAACUCCGUUUACAAUGUAGUAUGUUUUCAAUGAAAAACCAUAAAGUAAUGUCCAGGUGUUUCAUGGUUUGUUGGGAAGGUAAUUUUAAAAUAAACAGUUUCCUAAAAACAUUUGUCAGCCAAGGUCAUCCAUAAAAGUCCCUGUCUGGAGCGAAUUUUCCUCAGCAGGUCUCGCUUUUGUAACCAUAGGAUUUAGCCAUAUUACCAGAACUUUGCAGGAGGCCUACUGGCAUACUCACAGCCGUUAGUAUGUUUUUCUGCUGUAACAGGAAGACUUUUUCAAGUAGCCGAGUGCAGGUUUACAAAGUAUAAACCUUAUGCAUCAAAGGGGUAUAGCCUCAGAUUAUUUCUGUAGUAGUUGUUAACAAAUUGUUAAAAGCUUUCUGAAUUUCCUUUUAAACUCCAUCUGUUUAGCCUAAAUGUAUCUGUAGCCUUGCUUUGGUUAACAUGAGUGUAUGGCUUUCGUAGUACCAUCCACGGUGUUAGAAAGUAAAUUUUCUGUUCCCCAGACCAGAUUUCUGCAGCACACAGUCCCAGCCUUGAGUUGCACUUGUCAGUGUGUGAAUGUUCCACAUGCAGUGAAACCAAACACUACAGUUAAGUUGAAGUUUCAAACUAGCUAAACUGCUGUAGGUUGUUACCUUCACCGUCACUGAGCCAACUGUUGGGUAGAUGUCACACCUGCUUUGGGGUAGCUUGUAGGUACUGAGGGUUCUAAAGAUCACACAUCAUUUUCAUCAGCUAAAACUGGUAAUAUUACAUUGCUUGUAAACCAGGAGAUGAUCUCUUCCUAGGAGAUCACUCUCCCUCCCCAAAUUUUGUCAGUCAUCUAAAUGCUGUGUGUUGUUAAUAGCGCAACAUUUCAUAAAGUAUUUCCAUCACCUUGACUUCUUUUCAGAGAUGUCUGUGUUUUACUGUGUCAUGUCCACCUACGUUUAUUAUGGUUCAACACCAGUACGUGUAAAAAUGUGAAAAGAUGUGUGCGGAAAGUAAAGAGGACUGCCCCCCAGCAUCCUACUGCUUAUUCCUCGCACACACUGACGCGGUUCCCACACGCCCCGAGGCCACAGAGCCUGUUGUGUUCUGACUGGUCUUUUGCCCUAUGGAGCCUGGAAGUAGGGAAAGAUGUAGGAAAAUGCAGAGCAGUCCUGCUGUUCAGAGCCUGUGGGGUGCCAUCAGGUCUAAAGCCACUGGUUUUGGAAGCAAUUCUUUUGGUAAAAUGUGUUUGGGAGUACUGAACUUUACAGGGGAUUGCCUUAAUCUCUAUUUAGUAGUUUCAAGAUGUAUACACAUUAUUCUACAUGUUAAAGUGUUAAAAUAUUCUGUGUAGCCCCAAAGGUGGGUUAAACAGUAUAAGUAAUGCUUAAAUAAAUAAGCAAAAAGGUGUCGCUACAGCUGGACUUUGAGAGAAGACAUAAUAAUAGGCUAUGCUUCAUAAAAAUAAUGGCACCUUAGUAUUGCACUAUUUUAUGCAUUAUUUUAUAUGCCAUUUCAUAGCCUGCACUUUAAUCUCCAAAGAAACAAUGUAUGAUGUCCCAGUUGUUCCUUAUUAUUAAUAAACUUUUUCCUAGACAGGGCACUUAGUUCUAUUUUAUUAUACUGGAUUUCUUGGAGGUGGAUUCUGUUUUGAGUUCUCUACUUCCUUAGCCAUAAAGUUUUUGAGGAUCUGGGAACUCCCUCUCAUCUUGCCAGCAGUGUGUAAUUUUAAUUUAAUGCAAUGGAAACCUCAUCCUUGGUGAUCAGCACCUCCUUAGAUCCUCUCUGCAGUGAGUACCAGUUGAUCACUCAAGUCAGAUCUGCAGUUGAUGCUGUAGUGAGUUUUGAAGGCAAGAGAGGAUAGAAGGCAUCUGGAAACAUCCUGCAGCAGCAGGUGCUGGGAAAGGCUGGCUCUGUAGGAAAUGCAGUUUGAUGUGCUGUCCAGUUCUUUGACUUGGGAUCCUUCCGAAUUUCUUUAACUGGUACAUAAAAGGCUAGCAGCCUACCAUCUGCAGUGAAUUACUUUCAGAAAGUACUGAGCCUACAGAAAGACUAGUACCAGGUUGGCCAGUCCUGCUGUGAUCUCACUUUGAGUAGCAAUAGUUCUGUCAGUUUCAGGCUUGAGUCUUUUGGCCUCUUGAAACUUCUUAGUUCAAGUCCUGAGGUUCAAAAGUUAUAUCCACAUUUUUCCUGUUGUGUCUGAAGAAAACCAAGAGGUUUAGAAUCUUAGUGGUAAUCUACACAUUAGAUCUGUUGCCAAAGCCUAGCAGACCAUACUUAAACCACCCAAAGGUGAGAUGUGUUUAGAAUUCCUUACUGUGUUACGUGUCUGUUUACCUAUGCUCAUGAGCAACAAUAAAACACUAGUUUACCUUUUGGAAUUUUAAUUGUUUUAACGAUCGAUCGGAAAAUGAAAAGCACCUCCGGGUCACACAACAGGGUACAUAAAUAAAUGUGUUGUUACCAGU